Molecule: messenger RNA, 2948 nt
Organism: Ectocarpus siliculosus
Lineage: Eukaryota; Phaeophyceae; Ectocarpales; Ectocarpaceae
Source: the annotation of a GenBank genome assembly
AUGGAUAUCGAAAAAAAAUGUAGCUCGACCCUGUAUCCUUCUCGCCGAAGAUACGGGGCCGUGGACGAUUGCACCCGGAGACCGCACCACCGGCUCUUUGAGGAGUCGAGCUCGGAUCGCCAGCCGUCACGGUUACCGAUAGCGAGGAACGUCACCGUUGCUGUGUUGUGUGUGUUUGCCCUCCUCGCGGGAUACUACAGAGCUAACAGCAGAGAGGGCAACGACGGGGGGAACGAGAGAUCACAACUACAUGUAGAACGUACAGCCAGAUUUGUCGAGGAACACGCAGCAGCAGCAGGAGGAGCGUCAUCAUCGGGCGAGUCUGACCAGGCGCUAGCUUUCACAGCUCUCAAUUUCUACCACGUGCGGGACGGGAAGCCGGGGCAGGACUACCCCUGGCUUAAGGACUUCAAGCUUGUCGAACCCCACCGCGAGACCACCCUGGCCGUAGAAGCUCCGCGGGAAGGGUUCGAGUAUCGGUGGGAUGUACGACCAACAUGUACAGGCGACAGCUGUACCAGCAGCAGUGGGGGAGAAUCAUCACCGAUUCAGGCGGCCGGCGCCGUGGCAGAAGUUGUGCUUACGAGCCUUGAAGAGAACAUGAUCACUUUGGAAGAGGUCAACGUUGCCGACGGGAAGGUUGUUCGGCGGCUGGAGGAGACGGUGAUGGUCAAGUACGUUCGCCGAGAGAUCCGGUCGCUCACGGACGACGAGCGAGAAGAAUUGUUGGAUGCGAUGUUCACGAUCUGGGAUGUGAGAGUUGACGGCGGCAACGGCAAGGAGCUGUACGGAGAUGGCUACGCUGACAUCUACGCCAUCAACCGGCUACACCACAAGGCUGCUACGCACGGCACCUGCGACCACUUUCACGAUGGCCUUGGCUUCCUGGUGAGCCACUCGGUCCUCACCAACACGUUCGAGUACAGCCUGCAGGCCGUGAACCCGAAGCUCACCGUGCCGUACUGGGAUUUCACGAUCGAGACUUCCACCUCGACGGAGACGGUGUACGACCCGGCUUCCCCUUACACGAGGACGCCGUUGCUGGACGCUUCCUGGUUCGGCACCGCUGACCUGGACGACGGCAUGGUGAAGGAUGGUCGAUGGGCGAAGUCGGAGAUCCCCAAGGUCAGAGACAACAACCCGGGUGGCCUCGAACCGGACGUGUACGGCAAGCUUCGGGCUCCCUGGAACACGAACGACAGGGCAUACCUCACGCGUGGGUUGGGUCAGCUGUGCCAGCUAAACACCGACCAGCUCUUAGCGUGGCCGACCUGCCAGACGCACUACGAGCUCACAACGGGGUUCCACACCUUCUACGACUGGGUGUGGGACAGCAUGAAGGCCCCCCACGCGCCGCUCCACCUGUGGCUCGGGGGAACCAUGGACUGCGCCGGCACGUACGAGGCGAUCGGCGAGCUCGUCGGGAACUCUAUCGCGGAGACGCUCACGCUCCUGCUCCUGUCGAGUGGCCAGUGCGGCUGCCACGGGUACGACCUCACACAGGGCAGCGACUACAAGAUCGUCAUGGAGAGUAUGGAAUACCUGGAAGACCUCAUUGGGGAUUUCGAUGACACUACGCAAAGGAAGGUCGUGGAGACGCUCUGCACGGGCGUUGUCAACUUCGGGUCCCACACACAGUCGAGCUCUUCGUACGACCCGUUGUUCUGGCCGAUACACCCGACCAUGGAGCGCCUAUACCAGUUUCCGGUGCUGACCGGAUCAAUCGACGAUUUUUUUUGGACCGACGCGGACACCAAUGUCACCUUCGCCGACGGCACCACCGUCUCCGAGAUCACCAGCGUCUACUCCGACCACUGCAUCGGGCAUCACGGUAGCGACGUGUUCCCCUACUAUCUGCUUGACACCGACACCGACGGCUUCGAGGUGAAAACCGGCAUCCGAGGGCAGCCCAUCCUCGGAAACAUGCUCACCAACCGGGAAAUCCUCGCGGCGCUGGAUCCCAGAGCCAACUCUUUGUCGUACGUGUACGACAAGUUCGAGUGGUCGCACUGCGAGGCAGACGGUUUCGACUUCAACGACGCCUGGGAUGAUACCGAGCCGUCUUCCCGCACCACCCGGCCCUUUUCGCACCAGCAGAAGGCCCAUGGGCGCUUAGGGUUUUCUCUGUACUCAGACUUUAACGAGAAGAUGGCCCAGCGCCUGAAAAAGGGGUCUUAGAGCUCGGCACCCUCUGUCUCGGUUCAUUGCGGGCAACGCCGUACGUUAUGCGGGACUCUAGGCAACUUGCCCGUUUUUUAUUUCCAGCCCUCUUGUACGCGCCCCUCGAGUACCAUUGAAUUUGCGUUUGUUUUUGGGGCCCAAUCGUUGAGAUAGUAAAUAAUGAAGAGCAAAUGUUAUUGUUAUAUGUACACUCUCACGUUUGAGAUUGACAUUCAGAUUCAACGGGUGUAAAUACACUUGGCAAAUUUUUUGGAAUUUACAUGGCAGUAGAGAGAUAGAAGGUCUAAUUUUGUCGUACGCGGGGUGAUGUUUUACGUCACGUAGCAAGACCCACAAAGGGCGUGUGACGUAACCGCGAGCCUGUGGCUGUUGCAGGGGGCGGGCCAUAAGAAAUGUCGAUGUCGAGUCCAGGUGUUUGGCAUGUUGAACAUGUUCAGCGCCCAACCUUGUUGUUUGCUUCCCAGACAAAAAGGAAGCGAGCGGUGUUGUGUCCCAGGGGUGGGGCUAGGAGACAAGAAAACGUGUCAUGAUAAUACAACACGUUGGCGGGGAGGGGCAUGCGUAAGUCGCGCCCAGACUUCACGUACGACAAUCGGUCUCUCGGGGAAGCUACGGAGGUGUGCUUGUCUCGCAAGAAUCGGCGAGAGACAGAGGCAAGAGUAUUUCAACGCCUUGGAAAGUUAAAGUUUGGCAGUCAGUCGUGCUUACGCAUGUUGGCCGGCGGUAUAUCGCCGCCACCGGUCGGCGUCAAAUCAAGUCAAUGACCG